This is a messenger RNA of Aureobasidium namibiae CBS 147.97, 1020 nucleotides long. RefSeq lists its product as uncharacterized. The transcript is spliced from 2 exons. The record is from RefSeq and is a predicted model, not a curated record. Lineage: Eukaryota; Fungi; Ascomycota; Dothideomycetes; Dothideales; Saccotheciaceae. Bases 1 to 1020 code for a protein of 339 amino acids.
AUGUUUGGCUUUGUAGCUGAUAUACUCACCUCGGUGACGUCGAUUCUCUUCCCCAUCUUCGCAUCGUACAAGGCGCUGCGCAGCUCAGACCCAGCCCAGCUAGCACCAUGGCUCAUGUACUGGACCACUCUGUCACUCGCCCUCGCCGCUGAAUCCUUCCUGUACCCCAUCCUCAGCUGGGUUCCCUUCUACUCGUGGAUCCGAUUCGGUGCUCAUCUCUACCUCGUGCUGCCCGGCCAGCAAGGCAGCGUCUUUGUCUAUCAAAACUACAUCCACCCCUUCCUCUACCAACACGAGCGCGACAUCGACCGCUUCAUCACAAACAGCCAUGACAAAGCAAAAGCAGCCGGUCUGCAAUAUCUCAAACAGGGCAUCGAGUGGGUCAAGGUUAACCUCCUCGGUAUGCAACCUCGUCGCCCCACUCCUCCUGCUAGCAGAAACGUGAGCUACAGCCAAGCUCUGUUGAACCGCUUUGUCAUGCCCUCUGCUCGUCCCGACGGUUACAGCGGUGCUUCAUCUUCGCAAUCUGCUCCUGGUGCCAAUGACUUGUUCUCCAUGCUCGGCGGCAUGAUGGCUCAAGCUGCUGGACCCGGCGGCCCAUCUCGCUCUCGCGAUGCACAAGCCAGAGACCUCAGCGCCAGCGGAAACCUCGUACCCCAGAACCUGUCGGGUGACGAACGUAGUGCCUUCGUCUCGACACAAAAGGACUAUCUGCGCACUCUUCUCGAAGCUUUCGACAAGGAAGCCUCUCGUGAACACACACCAAACACUUCUCCGCCCUACCCUACCAACGAUGGUCCUGGACCAAACUUCCAGGACUUCUUGAGACCUGCUGCUGAAGGUCUGCUCAACAGAAACAAGAGUGAGACUGAAUUUGAAGAUCUUGGCUACGAGCACGUAUCCACGGGAAGCAACAGACCCAGCCCCAAGCCCCAUGAGAAGAGUGGCAGUUGGAGCAAAUGGGUGUGGGGCAACUAUGGCGAGAAGGACUCUGCUGCUGGACAAAAGAAGAAUGAUUGA